Cyprinus carpio (common carp) is the source of this 2783-nucleotide messenger RNA. RefSeq names its product E3 ubiquitin-protein ligase TRIM16-like. Gene Ontology annotation, molecular function: zinc ion binding; protein binding. NCBI's taxonomy places the organism in Eukaryota, Metazoa, Chordata, Actinopteri, Cypriniformes, Cyprinidae. The record is from RefSeq and is a predicted model, not a curated record.
AAUAUGCCAAUAAGAAUGUUAACACAGGGUACCCUGCAAAAUGUCAACAUAUGAAUGCUCAAGACUAAUUGUUAACCCUGGGUAAAUUAUGAGCAGUGUGAAACGUGAAGCAAGAUAACCGAGAAUUCUGUUUACACAGGGUUUAGAAUAACCCAGGGAUAACUAUUUGAACCCUUAAAAAAUUGAGGAACUAAACUAGAAACAGGUAAGCAUAAUCAGUAAUCAAGGAAACUGGUAUAAACAUAUGACAAUUAAUUAACAUGAAACGUGAACACAGAAACAAUGAAGCAGAAUACAAAAAGAGUGUGGGGCAAAGUAGAAGAAAUUCUUACAAAAAUAGAAACAACAGAGUGAAACUGAUAUUCUGAUUUCUCUGUGGUUUAGGCGCCUUCUUUAAUAUCAUGCGUUUAUUGGAUUUUAUCAUCCACCAGGGGAAAACUGUUGGUCUGAUAACUGAAAAGUAUCAACUCUCAACAAGCCAUUCAAUUUAAACAUAGCUAAUAAAUUCACAUUGAGAACAUUUACAUUUUCAAUUCACUUAACCUGAAGUUAACUUUUGAUCAGCGCCCCCUCCUUUGUUUCCACUUCAACCUCUGAUGAGGUGUACAGAAACACCUGUCUGAAACACAUUCAUGUUAGACAAAGGGAAAACAUUCAUGUAAUGAAAGAACUGUAAAUCUGGACACAAUUUGGCUUUCUGCCCCGCAGUAUAAGUAUUAAUUAGUAUGAAGUAUUACUGCAGUUUUCAAGUAUGUCUUGCUUCUGUGUAACUCUUAUUCUAUAAGGGUCUGUCUGAGACUGACAUCUAGUGGAUUUUUUGUUAUGCGACAUUACAGACUUGCAGGCAAACCAGUUUUACACGUCAUUGAAACACAGCACCAGGAAACAGGAAAUUUGUUUAAGGAAGGAAUCUUAAGUGUAUUUGAGCUGCUGUAUGUUCGUCUGUUUCACUGUAUAUAUUCAGUAACAUGGCAGAAGCCAGAAUUUCAGUGGAUCAAAAUGAGUUUAUCUGUCCAGUGUGUUUGGAACUCCUGAAAGAUCCAGUUGCCAUUCCCUGUGGACACAGUUAUUGUAAAAGCUGUAUUGAAGGCUGCUGGGAUCAGGAGGAUCAGAUGAGAGUCUACAGCUGUCCUCAGUGCAGACAGACCUUCAGUCCAAGACCUUCUUUAGGUAAAAACACCAUCCUAGCUGAAGUGGUGGAGAAACUAAAGACAACUAAACUUCCUGCUGACUGUUACGCUGGAGCUGAAGAUGUGCAGUGUGAUGUCUGUACUGGAAGAAAAUACAAAGCCAUAAAGUCCUGUCUGGUGUGUCUAAACUCUUAUUGUCAAACUCAUCUUGAACAACAUGAGAGUUUCUUUAAAGAAAAGAAACACAAUUUGACUGAUGCCACUGGACGACUGCAGGAGAUGAUCUGCUGUGAACAUGAUAAACAGCUGGACAUGUACUGUAUUACUGACCAACAAUGCAUUUGUGUACUGUGUACAAAAUAUGAGCAUAAAAACCACAACAUUGCAUCAGCUGCAGCACAGAGGACAGAGAAACAGAAACAGUUAAAGGAGAUGCAGAGAACCUUCCAUCGGAGAAUCCAGCAGAGAAAGAAAGAUCUUAAGCAGCUGAGAGAGGAUGUAGAGUCUCAUAAGCGCUCUGCAAAGACAGCAGUGGAGGACAGUGAGAGGAUCUUUACUCAGCUCAUACGCUCUAUUGAGAAAAUCCGCUCUGAGGUCACACAGCAGAUCAGAGAUCAGGAAAUGGCUGCAGUGAGUCGAGCUGAAGGACGAUUGGAGCAACUGGAGCAGGAGAUUGCUGAUCUUAAGAGGAGAGACUCUGAUCUGGAACAGCUUUCACAGACACAGAAUCACAUUCAUUUCCUGCAGAGUUUCCGGUCUCUCUCAGCACCUCUUGAAUCUACAGAUGUACCCAUAAUUCCCUUCAGUUCUCUCUUUUCCUUUGAUGGUGUGAGAAAAUCCAUCUGUCAUCUGAGGGACAAACUGGAGGAUGUCUUCAAGGAGGAAAUAAAAAAUAUCUCUGAAAGAGUCACUUCCACCAACAUGAUUCCCUGGACCAGGAAUGACUUCCUUCAGUAUUCCCAUCAGCUCACUCUGGAUACAAACACAGUAAAUCAAUUCUUCUGUCUGUCUGAGAAUAAUAGAGUGAUCACAGUUACUGACACAGAGCAGCCGUAUCCUGAUCAUCCAGACAGAUUUGAUGUGUGUCAGGUGUUGUGUAGAGCGAGUGUGUGUGGACGCAGUUACUGGGAGACUGAGUGGAGUGGGAUGUGUGUGUGUCUAUCAGUCUCAUAUAAGAGCAUCAGCAGGAAGGGAGAGGGUAAUGAGUGUGUGUUUGGAGGUAAUGAUCAGUCUUGGAGUUUGUUCUGCUCUCCCUCCAGAUGCUCGUUCAUGCACAAUAACUCAAGGACUGUUCUCCCUGUAGUGUCCAGCCGUAGAAUAGGGGUGUAUGUGGAUCACAAUGCAGGAACUCUGACCUUCUACAGCGUUUCUGACACAAUGAGCCUCAUACACUCAGUCCAGACCACAUUCACUCAGCCGCUCUAUCCGGGAUUUUGGGUUUAUUAUGGAUCAUCAGUGAAACUGUGUGAUAUAGCAGAAUAGAUUCUAUAGGGACUGUGCCCAUAAUAUUAUAAGCUGCCUGAUAAAACAGUAACAGUGAGAUUAUAGAGUCACUAUUUUUCUCCUCAUUAUAUUAAUACUACAGCCGAGUUUUUGUCACUAAAAUUACAUUUCAAAAUAGCAUAAAUGUGUGUAAUAAAUUCUCAUGCAGAC